CUUGCCUUCAGGGCCAACCGGCCAAGGUAUCAUUGCUUUUUUCAUUUUUCCUUGACUUCACGAGAGGAGAAAUUUGAUCUUUCACCAUUCGUCGGGUCUGUGCAUUCUUCAAUUUAUAUGAAUUUUGACGGCUAAUUUUCGGCAGUGCAACUUAGAUGGAGAGCUCUGAAGAUCUAUGUAACAACUUGGGAGAUGGAGAUUGCAGAGCGAAUAUCAGCACUGCUAGCGGCGUUCCGUCGACGUCAACGGCGCCUGGGGCGAGCUCUUCUCUCGCAAUCGGCCGGCAAUCCCCAUAUCAGCUCAUGGCUGGUCGUGAUGCAGAAGUAGCUACAUGGAGGCAGUUGCGUACCUUGUUUGGCAUGAUUGUUGUUGCUACUGUUGCUUGGGUGUUGUUUGAACACUCAGGGUUACCAUUCUUAUCACUCUGUUCUGAUGUCUUUCUCAUCUUGACCAUACUCCUCUUCCUCCGUGCAAAUUUUGCUGCCUUCAGAAAGAAACAACUCCAAACAUUGCCUGAAUUAGUGUUGACAGAAGAAAUGGUCAACAACGCUGCUGCUUCAUUUCGUGCCAAAGUCAACUAUAUGUUGCUUAUGGCUCAUGAUAUCACUCUAGGGAAAGAUUUCAUACUCUUUUUCAAGGCAGUGAUUUUUCUCUGGCUUCUGUCUGCUGUAGGCACUAUGGUAUCUUUCUUCACGAUUGCGUAUAUAGGUAUAUGUGGAUGCUUUCUCUGUUACUCACCCUUUUAUACUUGGGGCCCGUUUGGAAAGAGUCAUUUGGCUGAGAAUCUGCUAAACGGGACCCUAUUGUCUCACUGAUUAUCUCAGGCGGAAGCAUCAUAUUCAUUGUCUUCCCCGCUCUGUACAAUAGAUUUGAAGAUCACAUAGAUGGACACUUUUCUAGACAGUAUAAAGUCGUGGAUGAGAGUCUUAGCAGAUUGCCUCAGAAUAUGGCCAAGGACAAAGAUAUUUGAAUUUUGAACUUACAAAAAAAUGUACAGAACCAUGUAGGUUACCACUCAACUUAUAUGCAUUUGAUUUUUAUAUACUUCUUUGGGGCUGAAGACAAGUUAUGAAAUUAGCGACAUGCUUAUUAUGGACCCCUUACCAUAACCCAAAAAAGUGGGGUUCUUGGCUUCUUGCUCUGCUGCUAUAGUGCUAUAAGGACAGUGAUGCUGUUGAAGCAUAGUUGUUGAUCGUGGGAUUUUCAUGAACUUAAGUUUUGUUUACUUUGGAGUUUGGAGUAUAUUUGAAGCUAUUCAAAGUUGCAUUGUCGUACUGUGCCAUGAACUCAAUCCCUC
Molecule: messenger RNA, 1297 nt
Organism: Cuscuta europaea
Lineage: Eukaryota; Viridiplantae; Streptophyta; Magnoliopsida; Solanales; Convolvulaceae
Source: the annotation of a GenBank genome assembly